Molecule: messenger RNA, 579 nt
Organism: Trypanosoma cruzi
Lineage: Eukaryota; Euglenozoa; Kinetoplastea; Trypanosomatida; Trypanosomatidae
Exons: 1
Coding region: 1-579 (192 amino acids)
Source: RefSeq, a predicted model, not a curated record
AUGCCGCAAAUCGUCACAUAUUCCACACAGACCAUCAAAAGAUUAUGCAGCAAAUGCACAGCACGGAAGAAGAGCCAUGCCCACAAACACGCAAAACACAGAAACAGUAAGAGAGUUGGGAAAAGCAGCAACCAAAGCCAUUCUUUGUGGAUGCAAAUGAUAAUGGCACCAAACAACGCGAAGCACCAGUCGGGCACCACAUGUGGGCCACAGACACACCCACCCACCCAUUCACUCUUCCUCCUCCCAAUGGUGUGGCCCUCCUUCACCUCCACGAGCACGCCUGUCCCUCAGUUAUGUGUGCCUCCAACGCAAGCACUCAAGGUGCGUUUCGGUAAUCCAAAAUUCAAUACCUAUGAAAAACAGAGGAAAUGCUCGCAGAGGCCACACGGCUCCUCAACGCACCUUCAGGCCCUCCUCACGACUCUUCAAUGCGAUGGAGAGGAGUACAGGCGGCUCUCGUGUCACAGAGGACGGCCAAUGGGAGCGGUUUUCACAGCGCAGAAAAUGCCAAGAUGUGAAACAGAAGAGGCUGUGGGAGAAGGGAGGCUCGCAAAGUCCGUCACCUGCCAUGCCUGA